Messenger RNA from Myotis davidii, 769 nucleotides. RefSeq names its product tetraspanin 16 (gene TSPAN16). The transcript is spliced from 7 exons. Bases 1 to 738 code for a protein of 245 amino acids. Gene Ontology annotation, cellular component: membrane. The record is from RefSeq and is a predicted model, not a curated record. NCBI's taxonomy places the organism in Eukaryota, Metazoa, Chordata, Mammalia, Chiroptera, Vespertilionidae.
AUGGCUGAAAUGCACCCCCGCUAUUAUUCCUUGAAGAGACUGUUACUUUUCCUCAAUGGUUUCAUGGCUGUGUCUGGCGUGAUCCUCAUUGUCCUGGGCAUCUACGUCAAGUUCAGAGGGGCCGUCCUCACAAAAGUCCUCAGGCCGUCGUCCGUGUACCUGUUCCACGUGAGCUACCUGUGUCUGGUGAUGGGCUGCCUCACCACCGUGCUGCUGGGCUUCCCCGUGUGGUACGGCACAACCGAAGAAAGCAGAGAGAUCCUCUUGUUUAGCCUCCUGUGGAUGGUUGUCAUUCUCACUGUGGAAAUCACGGUCGCCACCUUGGUCCUUGCCUUCCUCCCGACUGCUCCGGAAGAAUCUCUGGAAUACAACUUUGUGAGCCUGAAGAAGAAUUACAGGGGUUACAAUGAGCCAGAUGACUUCUCCACGGAAUGGAACUUGGUCAUGGAGAAGCUGAAGUGCUGUGGGGUGAAGAGCUACACAGACUUUUCUGGUUCCUCCUUUGAGAAGAUGACUGGCUACACCUACCCCAGGAGCUGCUGCAAAUCCAUCGGGACUGCGGCCUGUACCGGGCACAACGUGUCCUCCGAUGUCAUCCACCAGGCGGGUUGUUUUCCCAAGCUCCUGAAAAUAGUCACGGUUCAGAACGUCAACCUGAGUCUAGGCUCACUGGGGGCAGCGGUGAUGCAGCUGCCAGGAAUUCUUACCACCUUGUUGCUGUUUGUGAAGCUGGACUGACAGGACACCUGGGCACACCUGGCUGUUGGAG